Molecule: messenger RNA, 814 nt
Organism: Raphanus sativus (radish)
Lineage: Eukaryota; Viridiplantae; Streptophyta; Magnoliopsida; Brassicales; Brassicaceae
Product: ubiquitin-conjugating enzyme E2 variant 1B
Exons: 5
Coding region: 131-610 (159 amino acids)
Biological process (GO): DNA damage tolerance; protein K63-linked ubiquitination
Cellular component (GO): nucleus
Source: RefSeq, a predicted model, not a curated record
CUAUUUUGCCAUUUUCAUUCAGCUGAACAGUAGGCAGGACUCUCUCUCUUCUCUCCUCUCCUCUCCUCUAUUCGCCGAAUCCUUCAGGAAAGUCCCUGAAUUCUCCGACUACGUUCUAACUUCUCAGGCGAUGAGUUCCGAGGAAGAGAAGGUCGUUGUUCCAAGAAACUUUAGAUUGUUGGAAGAGCUUGAAAGAGGUGAGAAAGGUAUUGGUGACGGCACCGUCAGCUAUGGAAUGGAUGAUGCUGACGAUAUUCUCAUGCAAUCUUGGACUGGCACCAUCAUCGGUCCUCAUAGCACUGCCUAUGAAGGGAAAAUCUUCCAGCUCAAGCUUUUUUGUGGCAAAGAUUACCCACAAAUUCCUCCUAUUGUCAGGUUCCAGACCCAGAUUAACAUGUCUUGCGUUAACUCUGAUAAUGGAGUGGUUGAACCGAGUCAUUUCCCUAUGCUUUCCAACUGGAGAAGAGAAUACACAAUGGAAGAUUUACUGAUGCAGCUUAAAAAAGAAAUGAUGUCACCCCAGAACCGCAAGUUGUCUCAACCCUUGGAAGGUAAUGAGGAAGGGAGAACAGACCCAAAGGAACUUGUGGUCAAAUGUUGCGUCAUGUGAAGCACUAAGGUAAAAUGAGGAAUUUGUAUGAGAAUUAAAGAGACAAAAACAGUGUAUAUAUAAACAUCAUAUUUUAACGCUUUGACAUUGUGCCUGCCUCAAACUCCUUUCUUACACAGGGCUUAAUCCUACCCAUUUGAUUAUGUAUUAUGUAAUGUUUGAGAAUAUAUCAGAAUUCCUAAUAAACUCUAGCUCUUCUCCUCA